Ruditapes philippinarum (Manila clam) is the source of this 4277-nucleotide messenger RNA. RefSeq lists its product as uncharacterized. The transcript has 5 exons. Lineage: Eukaryota; Metazoa; Mollusca; Bivalvia; Venerida; Veneridae. The record is from RefSeq and is a predicted model, not a curated record. The annotation marks the transcript as partial.
GGGGCGCAUGCGCAAUGCGCCCCCAAAGGAAUAACGACAAAUUCAGAUUUACUAUGAUAUGACCACAAUUAGACAGCUACCUACGCUAAGCAAAAUAGUUCCAAAACUUCGCAGUAACUCCAAAAAUCAUAGUUCCCUGUCUAUUUUAAAAUUAACUGGCCAAUUAUGUACUAAAUUUUGCAAUCGUUUUUUAAAAUUGUAUGUAUAUUUUUGCUUUACGCGAUUUUAAUAUUACUACACCAGCGGUCGAUGGUAGCCAAAGUACUUGCAUAAAUAUAGUACAAAUUACAUGUAGUCACAAGUUAAUUAAGUGUCUUAGAACUCAAAAAUUUAGAAAUUAAUGGAAUACGGAUUUCAGAUCAGCUAACUUUAAAGCUUAAAAUGCUUCAUAAGUGUAAAUUUAAGAAAAACAUUGCAUGCGUAUGAAUACGAACUAUUUUCGCCCUAGCGUCAUUUUCCCGGAAUCGCCAUUGUUUACAUGUUCAUCCGUGAAAGAUUGAGAAGUUUUGCUGUUAAUCAAGAAGUUCCACGUGUUAAAACGAGUUGUGUGUGAUGUAACAUUUUAAUUGUGGCACAGUUGGUUGUUUGCUGAGAAGCUGUGAAACAUAAUUAUACAGGCCAUUUUUCACUUCAGGUGUGUGAUUAAAGGCUUGUUUGUUAGAUUUAAAUUGUGGCACAGUUGUUUGUUUGCUGAGAAGCUGUGGAACAUAAUUAACAGGCCAUUAAGGUAUGUGAUUACAGACUUGACAGUGAGAUUUUGAUUGUGACAAGGUCAUUUGUUUGCCAAGAAUUCUUGAAAUCUGUGAACUGCAUAGAUGUGUAGACCUGUGUGAAAGCUUAUGGUUAAGACAGUCGGUGUCAUUGAAAUCAGUUUACUGCUACUUUGUACAGGUAAAUAAACAAGUAUUAAUAUGGUAUUUAGUAUUUAAUUGUCUUAAAGCAUAUAUUUAAAAUUAUAAACAACUUUUUGAUCUUGCUGUGUAUACAUUUACACAAAAUACACUUUUCAUACUUAUUUAAUGCUGGACAGCAAGAAUAUAACAAAGAUUUACAAAUUUAAGUGUAGUUGUUUUUGUUUUUUUUUAUUUCCUUUUUUUGUAAGAUUUUUUUUUCAUUUUGCCAAUUAAUUAAAUUUAAAAGAAACAUUGGAAUUGAACAUACAUGGAAUUGAACUUAUCUUGGAGUUGAACAAAUAAAUCUUGGAAUUGAACAUACAUGGAAUUGAACUUAUCUUGGAGUUGAACAAAUAAAUCUUGGAAUUGAACAUACAUGGAAUUGAACUUAUCUUGGAGUUGAACAAAUAUAUCUUGGAAUUGAACAUACAUGGAAUUGAACUUAUCUUGGAGUUGAACAAAUAAAUCUUGGCAUUGAACAUACAUGGAAUUGAACUUAUCUUGGAGUUGAACAAAUAUAUCUUGGAACUGAAUAUAUUUUUCUUGGAACUGAACAUAUAUAUCUUUGAACUGUAUAUAUUUAUCUUGGAACUAUAUGUAUAUUAGUAUUUAGCAUAUAUGUUGUGAGUAUGCCAUUAUAUCAUGGAUUGAGAAAGCAAGUAAAAAGGUACAAUCUUUAGGGAAUUGAAUAUUUCCUGCUAGGAUUUAUUAUUUUGAACUUUAUCAUAUAUUUUCCGUUGCAUAUAUUUUCCAGUGUGUAGAUCUGUGAAUUCAAGAAGGUAAUUUAUAUUUUGACCAGGUGCCUUUAUUUACAUGUAAAUAUGGUAGUUUAUUCAUUGUGUUGUGUUCUGGGUUAAGUUUAAAAGAAAUACGAAUUUUUGUGUUUAUGUUAGAAUUGUGCAUUUGAAUAGUUCCUUAUAUUGCCAAAGGCUUAAACUAACCUCGUCAAUUUAAAUUGUGGAUUUAAUGUGAAAACAGUUGAACAGUCAAAUCUGCUUUUUACUGUAGAAUGUGAAUUAUACUAUCUAACCAAUUUUAUUACUUGAACUUAUUCAUACAUUUUUGCUAUAAAUUUGGAUUAAAAUCAGGGAAUGAAUAACAAGGCAUUAUUUUUAGAAUAAUUUUGAAUCAAAAAAACUUCUUUAGUUUUAUUGUGUUUUUAUUCCAUAAGUAAUUGAAAUAUAAAGAAAAAUGUCACUAAAUUUAUUGUUUGGUAUGGCAUUUGUGUUGGUACUAAUAUUGUUUUGUAUUCCUUUGCAUAAUGAUGCAAAUCAAUUGUUAUUCCUGCAAGAAUCAACAAAUGAUAGAAAUGAUAGAUGUGAAUGUAGUCGCAUAAUAGUAUUGCUGGACUGUAAAAACUUGAGUGAAAUAGGAUUUUGCUUUGAUAAAGAAAUGUUCAUUUCCAUACCCUUUGACUCUGUUGCCCUGGACAGUGUAAUGUUCUCAAAACACUUUGAGAUACAAGUCUAUUACCAGCUUUUUUUUCAUUUAAAGCAUACAAGACGUGUGAAAUCAAGGCCUAUGUCUGUUCGCAACAUUACAAGAAUUUUUCUUUUGUUACUUGCUGGAGAUGUUGCCACAAACCCUGGCCCUGAGACUAAUGGUGCAGUAUUGAAUGAAUCUUGCAAAGUCUUUCUGCUACACACUACUGCAGAUUUUAAUCAAGCUUCUGAAAACCUGCCAAUUAAGGCUAGAGGUAGACAAUGUGUUCCUACUUGCCUUAUGUUUUUGAUUGCUGUCAAUUAUGUUAAACCAUGUUUGUUGUUUCAAGGAGAGGAUCUUAAUGAUGUCAUGUUUGCUGGAAGUUUUCUUUAUUGUGCUAUGUCUGAAAAACAACAUGACCUGGUUGGAUUAAUGGAUCCCACAACUUUCCCUGAACGCAUUGCAUACAAAGGACACACAGUAUACUUGACACAUAAAAGAACAAUUACAGGGUUGAUGGAUAAAGUCCUCCCAGUUGAAUGUUCACCGGUUUGUAAUAAACUUGAAGAUGCCUUUUAUAAAGUGUAUUCCGCACAAGCUUUAAAUCUCAUUAUCAUUUUUAAUGAAAUGUCACUUGCCAUUUAUAAAGAUAAGCUUAAGAAUCAGUUUUAUGUAUUUGAUAGUCACUCGCGAAAUAAUGAAGGAUUAAUGUGUACAGAUGGUCAUUGUGUUCUUGGCAUUGUUAACUCCAUUUCUGACUUAUGCUGUUUUCUCCGUCAGCUUCUAGAUUCUUGCAAAAAAGAUUAUUCCUGUGUACAGUUUGACCUGCAUGUGAUAUCUGUAAAGAAAUUUUUCAUUCCUUUAUUACCUACAGCUUUUUGUGUGAAAAUUCUUGACAAUAGAAAAGGUUUUAAAAUUCAAAAGAUCAGGAAACGGAAAAAUAACUCAAAUAACUGUCAAGAUAUGCAAAAUAAAAAACAAAAGUCUAUAGUUUUAAUGGAAGGGAAGUCUCUUAGAAAUGCAGUUGAUGAUAAUGGUUUUGAAUGUUCACAACAUGAUAGUCAUAAUUUUCCAGCUGACAUGAAUAGUGAUCUUUUAUCAUCAUUUGAUGCACUAAUAUCAUAUGGUCCAGAUUAUGUUUGUACUUGCUGUACUCAAACGUUUUUUCGCCAUUUCAUGCGGAAGAUUGAACAGAUCCCAGAUAUUAAAAAGACCUUGAUAGCAAAAUUCUGUACACAGUAUAGAAGUUUUGACAACUUUGAGUGGAUAUGUAAAACUUGUUUGGAAUGGGCAAGUAAAGGCAAGACUCCAAAGUUAUGGAUACACAAUGGUUUAAAGUUUCCUAUGAAACCGACAGAAUUGGACCUUUCUAACCUUGAAGAAAGGCUUGUUUCACCAAGAAUACCUUUUAUGCAGUUGAGACAAAUGCCGAGAGGUGGGCAAGUUAGUAUGAAAGGAAAUAUUGUUAAUGUGCCAGCAGAUGUAAGUGGUACUAUAAAGUCAUUGCCAAGGAUGGUUGAUGAAAAUGAAACCAUUAUGCUUAAAUUAAAAAGGAAAUUAUCUUACAAACAUCAUGUGGCGUUUGAAAAUAUUAGGCCAAAUAAAGUAUAUCAAGCAGCAAAAUGGCUGGUUUCAAAUAGCGAACUAUUUAAAAAUGAGGGUAUAUUUGUAAAUGAGACAUGGCUGCAGCAACACCAUGGAUUCACUGAUACAGAAAAUGAAGACUCUGUUUUGCAAGAUGAACUUGAUCAGUGCAAGUCAGAUGAUGAUUGGACUGAGGAUGAAAGCUUUGUUGACAGGCCAACUGGCAAUUUAGACACUUUCUUACAAAUUGCAGAUUUUAGGGAGUUCAAUCAAGUAUUAUCAGUUGCACCGGGUGAAAACAACUCUCCAAUUGGGCUUUUCCAAGAUUAUCAUUCAGAGAUCUUCUCCUUUCCAACAAUAUUUUGUGGCCAGGCUAGA